AUGCCGUUCAAGAUGUCGUGGUUCUUCGACCGUAUGCAUGAGGAAGCUCACAAAAUCAAAGAAAAAAUCAAGGAGAAGAGCCGUAAAAGAAAGGCUCCAACUGCUGAAGAAGCCAUUGGAAAUUUGAGAGAUGCCGAAGAACUUCUGAUUAAGAAGCAAGAAUAUUUCGAACUUCGUAUUGAACAAGAGAUUGAAGCAGCCAAGAAACACAUGAAAACGAAUAAGAAAUUGGCAUUGGCCGCAUUGAGAAGAAAGAAGCAUCAUGAACAGGAGUUGAGUCGUAUUGAUGGAGUUCUCACGAAAUUAGAAGCUCAACGAGGUGCUCUCGAGAAUGUUGGAAUGCAUAAUGAAGUCAUCGAUGUUCUUGGAAAAACAAAUGAAACUUUGAAGAAGGAGCAUGCCAAGAUGGAUAUUGAUAAAGUACACGAUUUGAUGGAUGAGAUCGCCGACGGGUUGGCAAUUUCUGGAGAACUCAAUGAAGCGAUCUCGGCCCCAAUCGGAGACGUGGCAGAUGAAGAUGAAUUGAUGCAAGAGUUACAAGAAUUGCAGGAUAAUGUUGGUGAGAUGUCCACCUCAAAACUUCCUGAAGUUCCAACUGAACUACCGGAAGCGCCAUCCGGAGAACUGACCCGUGCUGGACGUCGUGGCAAGUUCCGCAAGAUGAGUACAAUGGAAGAACUGGAGCAGUGGGCCGCAUCGAACUAA
Caenorhabditis remanei is the source of this 705-nucleotide messenger RNA. RefSeq lists its product as uncharacterized. The coding region runs from base 1 to 705 and encodes 234 amino acids. The record is from RefSeq and is a predicted model, not a curated record. Gene Ontology annotation, cellular component: ESCRT III complex; cytoplasmic side of plasma membrane; multivesicular body. The transcript has 3 exons. Gene Ontology annotation, biological process: late endosome to vacuole transport via multivesicular body sorting pathway; vesicle budding from membrane. NCBI's taxonomy places the organism in Eukaryota, Metazoa, Nematoda, Chromadorea, Rhabditida, Rhabditidae.